AUGGAUUUGGUGGAUAUACAUGCUGUAGGAUUUAAUUGGUCUGCAAUGGACUUGGGGAGUGUAUAUGCUGUUGAAUUAAAUUGGUCUGCAAUGGAUUUGGUGGAUGAAUAUGCUGUUGGAUUAAACUGGUCUGGAAUGUAUUUGGUGGAUGUAUAUGCCGUUGGAUUAAAUUGGUCUGCAAUGGAUUUGGUAGAUGUAUAUACUGUUGGAUUAAAUUGGUCUGCAAUGGAUUUGGUAGAUAUAGCUGCUGUUGGAUUAAAUUGGUUUGCAAUGGAUUUGGUGGCUGUAUAUGCUGUUGGAUUAAAUUGGUUUGCAAUGGAUUUGAUGGAUGUAUAUGCUGUUGGAUUAUAUUGGUCUACAAUGGAUUUGGUAGAUGUAUAUGCUGUUGGAUUAAUUUGGUUUGCAAUGGAUUUGGUGGGUGUAUAUUCUGUUGGAUUAAAUUGGUGUGCAAUGGAUUUUGUGAGUGUAUAUGCUGUUGAAUUAAAUUGGUCUGAAAUGGAUUUGGUGGAUGUAUAUGCUGUUGGAUUAAAUUGGGCUGGAAUGGAUUUGGUGGAUGUAUAUGCUGUUGGAUUAAACUGGUCUGCAAUGGAUUUGCUGGGUGCAUACACUGUUAAAUUAAAUUAA
Molecule: messenger RNA, 624 nt
Organism: Protopterus annectens (West African lungfish)
Lineage: Eukaryota; Metazoa; Chordata; Ceratodontiformes; Protopteridae
Exons: 1
Coding region: 1-624 (207 amino acids)
Source: RefSeq, a predicted model, not a curated record